Messenger RNA from Saccharomyces mikatae IFO 1815, 4986 nucleotides. RefSeq names its product bile acid-transporting ATPase YBT1 (gene YBT1). The transcript has a single exon. Bases 1 to 4986 code for a protein of 1661 amino acids. Gene Ontology annotation, cellular component: fungal-type vacuole membrane; fungal-type vacuole. The record is from RefSeq and is a predicted model, not a curated record. NCBI's taxonomy places the organism in Eukaryota, Fungi, Ascomycota, Saccharomycetes, Saccharomycetales, Saccharomycetaceae. Gene Ontology annotation, biological process: transmembrane transport. Gene Ontology annotation, molecular function: ABC-type peptide transporter activity; ATP hydrolysis activity; ATP binding.
AUGCAUCACGUACUCAAUUCAACGAGAUCUGACCAUCAGUUUUGGUUUUACGAUGACGUGACGCAAUACGGUAGAAAACAAUACCUUAAUUAUUAUACUCCCUUAAUUCUUACAAUAUUUACAGUGUUGUUUGUAACCUAUAACAUAUGGAAACAUUAUUACUAUUAUAACGUUCUACACUUGAAGCAAAAAAAUCCAAUUGAGGACAUCUUGUACUCAUCUGCUGAUGAAGAUGAACAGAGUCCGCUGAUAAACAGUAACACCGCUACAACAAAUUACGUGGACAUUAAUUCUAAAAGAGAUGAACUAAAAAAUAGACAUUUUUCUCUAGAGAAGCUUAGAUCAGUCAAGUUAAACGGAGAACCUCACGGGAAACCUGAAAUCAUUAGAAGAGGUUUCAUUGAAAAAUCUAGAAUUAUACUUGAGUUUUUUUUAGUUCUCUCCCAAGUUAUAAUACAUUCUUUUAUACUAUUACACUAUGCUAAUAGAAACCCAGAGUUCACUCAAAGAGGUACCAUUUCAGGUUUUGUGGAGUGGUGUUUGUUAUUUGUCAUUGUCUCUUUGCGUUUAGCAAACGUCAAUCAAAAUUUCAAAUUCAUAAACAGAUACCCAGGAAAUUUAUGGUCAAUAUCGUUUAUAAACUAUUUGCUUUUGUUCCUUUCAAUGAUUCUACCCUUCCGUUCCAUUUUCAUUCACCAUAUCAAUACCUCUAUCAUAAGAAAAUAUUACAUUUCACAAAUAUCGAUUAACUUUGUUCUUUUCUUAUUGCUAUUUUUUGCGAGGAUACGGAAUAACUUUGCUAUCAUCUAUAAAACUGACAGCUGGAUUACUCCGUCUCCAGAACCUGUAACUUCUAUUGCUGGCUUCAUAUGCUGGGCUUGGUUAGACGAAUUUGUAUGGAAAGCGCACAAAGUGAGUAUUAAAGUCAAAGAUAUUUGGGGCUUGAUGAUGCAAGACUACUCUUUCUUUGUAGUAAAAAAAUUUAGGUACUUCGUCGAUCACAAGGUUAAGAAGAAACGUAUUUUUUCGUUGAAUCUUUUCUUUUUCUUUUCGAAUUAUUUAAUACUACAAUGCUUUUGGGCAUUUUUAGGCAGCGUACUCUCCUUCAUUCCAACAGUUUUACUAAAAAGAAUCCUGGAGUAUGUCGAAGACCAGUCAUCUGCUCCUUCAAAUUUGGCUUGGUUUUAUGUCACUACAAUGUUUGUGGGCAGAAUAUUGGUGGCUAUUUGCCAAGCACAAGCCUUAUUUUUUGGGAGAAGAGUGUGCAUCCGAAUGAAAAGCAUUAUCAUUUCUGAAAUAUACACUAAAGCUUUAAGAAGAAAAAUUUCCACGAAUAAAACCAAACCUAUCAAUGAGGAUCCACAAGAAAUUAAUGAUCAAAAAAGUAUCAAUGGUGAUGAAGAAUCUACUUCUUCCGCUAACCUCGGAGCCAUUAUUAAUCUGAUGGCUAUUGACGCCUUCAAAGUUUCGGAAAUUUGUGGUUAUCUACAUUCGUUUUUGGAGGCUUUUGUUAUGACUGUUGUUGCUCUUGUACUAUUGUAUCGCCUGUUAGGUUUCGCUGCAAUUGUGGGUGUUCUAAUAAUCGUUGCUAUGCUUCCACUGAAUUACAAGCUUGCCAAGUAUAUUGGUGAUUUGCAAAAGAAGAACUUGGCCGUUACGGACAACCGUAUUCAAAAGUUGAAUGAAGCUUUCCAAGCUAUUAGAAUUAUCAAGUAUUUUUCAUGGGAGGAGAACUUUGAAAAAGAUAUUAAUGCUAUCAGAGAAAACGAACUAUCUCUAUUGCUAAUGAGAUCUAUUGUUUGGUCCAUCAGUUCUUUUGUAUGGUUUGUUACCCCAACAAUUGUAACAGCUGCUUCAUUUGCUUACUAUAUUUACGUUCAAGGCGAAGUAUUAACCACGCCAGUCGCUUUUACUGCGCUUUCUUUGUUCACAUUAUUAAGAGAUCCAUUGGACCGUUUGUCUGAUAUGUUAAGUUUUGUUGUCCAAUCGAAGGUCUCGUUAGAUAGAGUCCAAGAUUUUUUAAAUGAAAAGGAUACAAAAAAAUAUGAUCAAUUGACUAUAGAUCCAAAUGGAAAAAGGUUUGCGUUUGAGAAUUCCACCAUUUCUUGGGAUAAGGAUAAUCAAGACUUCAAAUUGAAAGACUUGAAUAUUGAAUUUAAAACCGGAAAAUUAAAUGUCGUUAUUGGUCCAACUGGUUCUGGUAAGACAUCUUUACUGAUGGCGUUACUAGGUGAAAUGUAUUUGCUAAGUGGUAAGGUUGUUGUUCCGGCUCUGGAGCCAAGGCAGGAAUUGGUCGUGGAUGCGAAUGGAACAACUAAUGCCAUUGCUUACUGUUCUCAAGGUGCUUGGCUCCUAAAUGAUACUGUAAAAAACAACAUUCUAUUCAAUAGUCCGUUUAACGAGGCAAGGUACAAGGCUGUCGUCGAAGCAUGUGGAUUGAAACGUGAUUUUGAGAUUUUAAAAGCCGGUGACUUGACGGAAAUCGGUGAAAAGGGAAUUACUUUAUCCGGUGGUCAAAAGCAAAGAGUUUCUCUCGCCAGAGCAUUGUACUCCAAUGCAAGACAUGUUCUUUUGGAUGAUUGCUUAAGCGCAGUUGACUCUCAUACUGCAUCAUGGAUUUAUGAUAAUUGUAUUACUGGCCCAUUAAUGGAAGAUAGAACAUGCAUUUUAGUCUCUCACAACAUCGCAUUAACCUUAAGAAACGCUGAACUAGUAGUAUUACUAGAAGACGGUAGGGUUAAAGACCAAGGUGAUCCCAUAGAUAUGUUACAAAGAGGUUUGUUUGGUGAAGAUGAAUUGGUAAAAAGUAGUAUAUUGUCACGAGCAAAUUCUUCUGCCAACUUAGCCACAAAAAGUAGCACAAGUCUAAGUAACUUAGCUGUUGCCAAAGAACAACAAGUUAGCAUGAACAAUAACUCCCCACAGUUUGAAGCAAAGAAACUGCAAAAACCAUUAAGAACAGAAGCUGAACGUACUGAAGAUGGUAAACUAAUUGAAGAAGAGACGAAAGAAGAGGGUGUAGUUGGCAUGGCUGUUUAUAAAUGGUAUUUGAAAAUCUUUGGUGGCUGGAAAAUUGUUUCAUUUUUAGCUUCCUUAUUCUUAAUAUCCCAACUUUUGUACAUCGGCCAAUCAUGGUGGGUUCGUGCCUGGGCAUCACACAAUGUCAUUGCUAAGAUAGUUCCCAUAGCACAACGUGCUAUUGCCUUUGUCUCUAAGGAAGCCAGCCAUCUAAUUGAUUGGCGAGGCUCGUUCCAAGUAAAUAUGGCGUCAAGUGGAAAUCAACCUACCAGUAAACAUUCUACAAUGUAUUAUCUCAUUUUGUACUUAAUCAUUGGUUUGGCUCAGUCCUUACUAGGUGCUGGUAAAACUAUUUUAAAUUUUGUUGCUGGUAUCAACGCAUCAAGAAAAAUAUUCAACAUGAUUUUAAACAAGGUAUUGCACUCUAAAAUAAGAUUUUUCGAUGCUACACCAACUGGCAGAAUAAUGAACAGAUUCUCUAAAGAUAUCGAAGCCAUUGAUCAGGAAUUGACACCUUAUAUACAAGGUGCUUUCUAUUCUCUUAUUGAGUGUUUAUCCACCGUUAUAUUGAUCACUUUUAUUACCCCACAAUUUUUAUCUGUUGCUAUAGUUGUUUCGAUUCUGUACUAUUUCGUUGGGUAUUUCUACAUGGCAGGCUCUCGUGAAUUAAAAAGAUUUGAAUCUAUCUCCAGGUCGCCAAUCUACCAACACUUCUCAGAGACUCUUGUUGGUGUUACAACGAUCCGUGCUUUCGGUGACGAAGGGAGAUUUAUGCAAGAAAACUUACAGAAAAUAGAUGAAAAUAAUAAGCCAUUUUUUUAUUUGUGGGUUGCUAAUCGUUGGCUGGCUUUUAGAAUAGACAUGAUUGGAUCCUUGGUCAUAUUUGGAGCUGGUUUAUUCAUAUUAUUCAAUAUCAACCAUUUAGAUUCCGGUAUGGCUGGUAUAUCAUUAACAUAUGCCAUUUCCUUCACUGAAGGUGCAUUAUGGCUGGUCAGAUUGUACGCUGAAGUUGAAAUGAAUAUGAACUCUGUUGAAAGAGUCAAAGAAUAUAUGGAAAUUGAACAAGAACCAUACAACCAGCACAAAGAAGUACCGCCACCACAAUGGCCACAGGAUGGUAAGAUCGAGGUUAAUGAUUUAUCACUACGUUAUGCUCCUAACUUACCUAGAGUAAUCAAAAAUGUUUCUUUUUCCGUUGACGCACAAUCUAAGAUUGGUAUCGUUGGUAGGACUGGUGCUGGUAAAUCAACUAUUAUCACUGCCUUAUUUAGAUUUCUGGAACCUGAGACAGGCCACAUCAAAAUCGAUAAUAUCGAUAUCUCUGGUGUUGAUUUACAAAGAUUGCGCCGUUCGAUAACUAUUAUUCCACAAGAUCCAACAUUAUUCUCCGGGACAAUUAAAACAAACUUGGAUCCCUAUGAUGAAUUUAGCGACAGAAAGAUCUUUGAAGCUUUGAAACGUGUUAACCUAAUCAGCGAAGAGCAAUCACAGCAAGGGACUACAAGAGAAGCAGACAAUGACAAUUCGUCAACUAAUUCAGAAAAUGUCAAUAAAUUCUUGGAUUUGAGCAGUGAAGUUAGUGAAGGUGGAUCCAAUUUGUCUCAAGGACAGCGUCAAUUAAUGUGCCUUGCUAGAUCUUUACUGAGGAGUCCAAAGAUCAUUUUGUUAGACGAAGCUACAGCGUCCAUCGACUAUGGUUCCGAUGCAAAAAUACAAGAAACUAUUAGAAAAGAGUUUCAAGGAAGCACAAUUUUGACAAUUGCACAUAGACUGAGAUCUGUCAUAGAUUAUGACAAGAUUCUUGUAAUGGAUGCGGGCGAAGUUAAAGAAUACGAUCAUCCAUAUUCAUUGUUGUUGAACAAACAAAGCAUCUUUUACAGCAUGUGUGAACAUAGUGGAGAAUUGGAAAUUUUGAUUGAACUGGCGAAAAAGGCCUUUGUGGAAAAACUGAACUCUAAAAAGGACUAA